AUGCCUCUUCAAGCAUGGUUCGAAUCAAAAGUCGCUCCCACAGCGGAAGCCUUAGCAGCAGGUGAUGGAUGUCAUCCUGAUGAAGCGCAGGCACUAGCCCGCUACCUCAGCGGCGAUGCAGACAUUCAUGAGACUGCGAUACGCAUCACAUCACCUAUACAGUCUGAUACGAAUCCAUCAGAACAGACCUACAGGCUGUGGGCACUGAUUUGUGAGGCCAUAGUGGAACUCAGCGAUGAAGAACGCCACAAGACAAUAAGCCUGCUAGCUGCUAUACGGGAUCUGCCACCAACAUCAUCUGGACUCGCACUGUCAAAAUUACCAGGGUUCGCAAGCAUGUGGGACACUCUGUAUCGGCUCCAUCUACAUGGCCCAGAUGGCUGGGAGAAAGAUCUCGAAGGCCUUUCUGACGACAGGAAGGUUGAACUUCGACGACAUUUCGAUGCCGUUGGUACAGCAGAGGCAGAAAUGUUCCUUCAAGACCUUGUCCCAGCGCAAUGGGGGUUCAAAGUAUUGGAUCUUUUGUCUUCGAGCCGUCAAGGAAUCGAUGUUUUGAUGAGCGAGAUCCACGCUUGGUUGAGAGUUGCGGGUUCCAGACUCCGGGAAGAAGUCAGGAUGGAUGAUGCUGCUGCCGGGCCGGAUAGAGUCGCUACAUUGGAGCAAUGGACGAAGUGGAAGAUUGCCCUGGCUUAUCCGAGCAAAGAGGGAAGCAAAAUCUCGGAGGAAGGGCGCAGAUUGGCCAUACAGUGCGUCGAUCGCAUGUGA
Messenger RNA from Ramularia collo-cygni, 765 nucleotides. RefSeq lists its product as uncharacterized. Lineage: Eukaryota; Fungi; Ascomycota; Dothideomycetes; Mycosphaerellales; Mycosphaerellaceae. Bases 1 to 765 code for a protein of 254 amino acids. The record is from RefSeq and is a predicted model, not a curated record. The transcript has a single exon.